Molecule: messenger RNA, 1179 nt
Organism: Styela clava
Lineage: Eukaryota; Metazoa; Chordata; Ascidiacea; Stolidobranchia; Styelidae
Source: RefSeq, a predicted model, not a curated record
AUGGCAACGGCUGAUGCUCACUUAAAUGUCGAGGACAAUGAAGAUGAUUCAACAACAAAUGACGGUUCUGCAAAAUCAGACGUUCAUGAAACAACAAUAUUUGCAAUGUCAGUUGAAACACAACCUAAAUCAAGUCUUGCAUUGGCAAGUGAAAAUGUUGUGAGUGAUCAUUCUAGUGGUGUGAGUAAAGACUUGUUCCUAAGAAUACCUGAUGUGGAUUCAGUUUCUCACCUAAGUUCGCGAAAGAACACUAAUAAAGAGAAGUCUGUAGCAUCUUGUGUUGCUGAAGAAAUGUCAACAAACACACAUGUAAUGACCACAAGAUCAAAAGUGAAACAAAAGAAAUCAACUGUUUUAACUCGGGAUUGUUUGUCAAGAAAUUCAAAGAGAAGAAGCUUGAAAACGUUUCGUAGUGCAAGUUAUCGAUCAACAUCUGUUGUCCAGUCACAAAAAUCAGCUCUUAACUUGACACUGGAAAAGGAGUGGCAAGAACUCCUGCAACAACAACAAGUUGAGGAAGAAGAAAUAAGAAAAGAAAAACAACGUCAAGAAGAAGAAUUAAGAAAAGAAAAACAACGUCAAGAAGAAGAACUGAGGCACGAAAGACAACGUCAAGAGGAAGAAAUUAGAAUUGAAAACCAACAUAAGCGAGAAGCAUUUAUGCGUCGUCGCCAGGAAAUACAACAAAAAAGAAAGAUCGAAAACGUUACAUUCAAUCGACGUAAACAAAGAACCCUGCAAGAAAUCGAAGACAGAAGUCGAAGAGAACUGCUGGGAUUGGACAUGGACUUUAAUGAAACUUUAGCAGAAAGUGGAAUAUUUGUUAAUAAAUCCCCAUCUGCUGUUAUUGCUAAUGAUACUACUAAUCAACAAUCGACACAAAAUUCUGUAACUACACCAUCAGAACCUGAACCCGAUGUACAAAAUGCACCUGUAAUGUUACCUGUAACAACUGCACAAUUUUCACAAUCGCAGAUCACACAAGUCACCAGAACGAAUAUGUUGAGUACCAUGAGUAGGAGGAGGACAAUCGCCGGGGAAAAUGGUGAGUCGGUUAUUCCUGCCUCUAAAAUUGAAAUUUGCAAUCCACAAAAUGUUAGUGUGACUAUGGGUGGUGAUGUUGCAGUUGAGAAUGUGUCUCAUGUGCCCGAAAAAAUAUUUGUAUUACUGGGUCAUUGA